AUGGCUAUCAAGAGACAGAAGAACUGCCGCAGGAUCCGGCCCGCUUCUGCCUUCAUUAGUGGAUCGGAGCAGGAGAGCGACCUCACAGCCGCUAAUAUGAACUCCCCACUCGGAUGGAUCUCCCUGGUUGGCAACGCACCGUAUUCCUAUUCGCACAGCGCCUCCUUCGACGGGCUUUUCGAACUGCCCACGGAAGGGAGUCGGCUCGAACACCGGACGUGCAGCAGGCCUCGGCCACCUCGCUCGACUCGGUUCCGCUCCAGCAACCGAAUUUUUCGUUCCCUGGAAUCCCGAGAACAGGAGAAUGGGUUGGGGCCCAGACUGGAUGAAGGUCUCGAGGAGUUUUUUAACCGCAGAGUUCUGAGCAACACCAUCAGGUGA
This is a messenger RNA of Thamnophis sirtalis, 381 nucleotides long. NCBI's taxonomy places the organism in Eukaryota, Metazoa, Chordata, Lepidosauria, Squamata, Natricidae. The record is from RefSeq and is a predicted model, not a curated record.